AGCCGUCUUGGCGAAAGGCUCAAAGGCGCCGCACCAGCACAACCGCUUCCGCCAUUCUUCGGGCGCCGCGAUGGUUCGCCCGGUCGUCUACGCUCCCACGAAGGCGUUCAAGCUGUCCGACGCGGAGACUGCCAGGUACAAGGAGAUCAACGCGGCAGUCGCAGGCAAGAAGGGCUCGGACCCGAAUGCUGCCCUGGCCAAGAUCGAGGCAGCGCUCGCGCUGGUGAACGCCGCAGAGCAGGCUCCCGACGACUCGGUGAGUGCUUCCGACGCCGCAUUCGUGGGCAUCGUCCUGGGCGGCGCGGACAGCGGGGAGGCCGUCAGCGGGGGAGAUCUGGCCGUAGACACCGAGGACGUGACCCUGGAGGAGCCCAGGGCGAUCGCCGAGGACGAGGAGGACGAGGAGGACGAGCGUUCGCUGUGGGGGGACGGGGAGGACGACCCGAACGAGGAGAAGGACGAGUGAGCGCGAGCUGGGACCUCGGCAGGGUUGGCAGAGUGUGGGCUCUCAGAGAUUGCCGAGGUGCCUUCGUUCAGAUUUGCGCCCUCGUCCUGCCUUCGCUCCGCACAUCGGGCGGCGGGGCCCGUACCGACACACGCCGCCACUGGCCAUACGCCCACAUUCUGGGCCGAGGCCGUGCCGGGGGGCGCAUACGACGCUCGUGCUCUUGUCCUCGGACUGGCUCGUCGUCCUGUGCCUCCUCAUCUCUGGUUGGACGAAA
Messenger RNA from Prorocentrum cordatum, 722 nucleotides. NCBI's taxonomy places the organism in Eukaryota, Dinophyceae, Prorocentrales, Prorocentraceae. The record is from the annotation of a GenBank genome assembly.